AUGACUUGGCCCACGUGUAAUUCCACCGAGGAGAAUAUCACAAUCCAUGAGGUCAACCUCUGGGAUGGAGGUAUUACCUUCCACACCUUAGCGGUGUAUCUAUGCGCCAUCUUCACCGUACUGGCCUCCAUUCUCGCCGGGAUUAUAAUGCUAGGCCAUGCCACGCAUUACAGUAACCCCGCGGAGCAGCGACACAUCAUUCGAAUUCUUUUUAUGAUACCCAUCUAUUCUAUCACUGGUUUCCUCUGUGUCUACUUCUACCGAUACUCAGUCUAUUACGAUCUGAUCGGCAACUGUUACGAGCCAUUUGCGAUCGCCUCCUUUUUCGCUCUCCUCUCCUCUUACAUUGCGCCCGACCUGCACUCACAAAAAGAGUAUUUCCGCACCAUUGUUCCCGUGAACUGGGUUUGGCCCCUCAACUGGUUCCAAAAAUGCUGUUGUGGAAGUCGCGAUAAAGGGGUUUGGCGCAAGCCUCGAAGCGGACUUACUUGGUUCAAUGUGAUCUGGAUCGGCGUUUUUCAAUACUGUAUUCUGCGAGUGGUUCUGACCGUAAUCGCCGUGGCAGCUGAGGCUGCAGACCGCUAUUGCCAGAACUCGGACAGCCCCAAGUUUGCGCAUAUCUGGGUCAUCGUUCUUGAGUCGAUUGCAGUCACCAUUGCCAUGUACUGCUUGAUCCAGUACUACAUUCAAAUUAAAGGAGACAUCGCGCACCAUCGGCCCUUCCUGAAGAUUCUCUGCAUCAAGCUAGUGAUUUUCCUCUCCUUCUGGCAAACGACCAUCAUCGAUUACCUUACCUCGUCUGGAACGAUCAAAUCAUCCGCCAAAGUCCAAUUAUACGAUUGGAACAAUGGACUGCCAAACCUCCUCAUCUGUAUCGAGAUGUUCUUGUUCGCCAUUCUACAUUUCUGGGGCUUCCCAUGGAGCUCCUAUGUCAUCACCCAAGAAGACAUGAAAGACGGCACUGAGCGACGGUAUCAUGGUGGAUGGAUGGGCAUCAAAGCCUUUGUUGAUGCUAUGAACCCGUGGGAUCUGGUCAAGGCUACUGCACGCGGGUUCCGUUGGUUAUUCGUGGGUCGAAGACACCGUGAGGCUGAUCCUAGCUACGAUAUGGAUAUUCCCAAGCGUGACCCCAACAGCACCGGUGCCUCCAAGGAGGACUUACCAGUUGUGUGA
Messenger RNA from Penicillium angulare, 1173 nucleotides. RefSeq names its product OSTA/TMEM184 family protein. Lineage: Eukaryota; Fungi; Ascomycota; Eurotiomycetes; Eurotiales; Aspergillaceae. Gene Ontology annotation, biological process: transport. Gene Ontology annotation, molecular function: transporter activity. Bases 1 to 1173 code for a protein of 390 amino acids. The record is from RefSeq and is a predicted model, not a curated record. The transcript is spliced from 6 exons.